Messenger RNA from Fusarium vanettenii 77-13-4, 753 nucleotides. RefSeq lists its product as uncharacterized. Lineage: Eukaryota; Fungi; Ascomycota; Sordariomycetes; Hypocreales; Nectriaceae. Bases 1 to 753 code for a protein of 250 amino acids. The transcript is spliced from 2 exons. The record is from RefSeq and is a predicted model, not a curated record.
AUGCUCUCCAGCCUCACAACAAAGCUGGCCCUCAAGAAGGCCGGCAUCCCUCGCGACAUCCUUGACUUUCAGCAGCAGCCAGAAAAGUCGUCUUCCAAGUCAAACCAGGAUGAUCAGCCCCCUCAGAGGGGAUCCUGGAUGUCGAUCCGAUCUCUGCCGCUCACUGUCCAGCCUUGGCUGAACCCUCCGCCCCCGUCCGUGGCCGUCGGUCGUGUGCCGGGCAUCGGGGACAAGGCGCCCGUCGACAGGGAGAGGAGGAUCGUGCUCGGCGGUAGGAGGAGGACGCUGCUCGUCUUUCUGCGCUGCGUUGGCUGCGCGUCUGUCUCGCAUGCCUCAGAGCAGGCCACCCAGAAGUGGGUAUCCCUCCUCGGCGGCUCCUGGGGUGUCCGCGUCGUCAUCGACGAGGACAGAGCCCUGUACGCAGCCUGGGGACUGGGCACCGGCGGCAUGUGGUAUCUCUUCAACCCUACCACCCAGGUCCAGGGCUGGAAGGAGACGGGGUGGCUAGGGGAAAAGGUGGCCGGGGCCAUUCAGAGGAAGGGCCUUGACGACAAGAAGGCCCCGAAGAAGGUCGCCGCAUUGGAUGACGACGACGAAGACGAGGAUGGGCCCUUGACAGUCAUGGGGAAUAAAUGGCAAGAGGCUGGCGCUUUUGCCAUCGAUGGGACUGGGACUGUUAUUUGGGGUGGCAAGGCCAUGAGGGCAGAUGAUGUGAUGGAGCUUGAAGAUGGGGCUAGGAUUUUGUUGGCAUAG